Molecule: messenger RNA, 312 nt
Organism: Haemonchus placei
Lineage: Eukaryota; Metazoa; Nematoda; Chromadorea; Rhabditida; Trichostrongylidae
Source: the annotation of a GenBank genome assembly
AUGUCUGCUGUGACAGAGCCCGAACUGAAAGCGGGUCAUCUCCCCGCGGAACGUGUUGGAGGACGUAGAGUUGUGAAUAAAAAGGAUCGUCGUCAGUCGGAAACUGAGCGAACUUCAUCGGAAAGUUCGGAUGAAGCUGGACGUGAGGUCGUGGAAAGGGAUAGCAGUUUACCAGCGCAGAUGGAGAAAUCAUAUCCGACAAGUGCAGUGAGACAAUUUCAUGACAAACCAAUACCAACUCAUCAGGCUCACUACAAUCAUCCUCCGUCUCACACCAGUGGUAAUGUCUUUCAACCAAGGAAAAACUGUUAG